AUGGCUCGACGCAAAGUGCUUAUGCUCACAAAUUGUGAGCUUGGGCAGGCAAAUAUUUUUAUUGCCACGUCUCACGCUUUGCUGGAGCGAGAUCCGAACGUUGAGCUUCACAUCGCAUCAUUCCCGCAGCUCGAAAAGACACUGAACCUGGCGUUGGCGAAGGAUGGAAAACAAUCCCCCAUUAGCUUCCACUCGUUUCCUGGCCGCACCAUGUUCGAGUGUCUGAACAGCAGUCAAGACCCUUCGAACCACAUGUUCUCGGUGUCUUUACUAAAGCCAGGGUUAUGGAGUGCGCCCCAAGCGAUACGGUUCAUCACGACCUGGGCUUUUCUGUGCUGGACGCCUGAGGAGUUUACAGCCAUCUUCAACAAUAUUUGCACCCUGAUUGAGACCUUGGAGCCAGAUAUCGUUCUCGUCGACCCCAUCUUCUCACCGGGUAUCACAGCGGGGAAGCACAUGAAAAGUCGCGUCUCAAAAGCGUUUACCUUCGCCAUCUUCUCUCCCAACUCCAUGAAGGACUACGUUCACCACCUAGAGCCUCGUGGUGCCCCGUUCUGGAAAUGGGCUGUUGUAGGAUCUGGAAUUCCCAUGCCUGUCCCAUGGUUCUAUGUCCCUCUCAACAUCUAUCUUCUCUUUCGCUUGAUCGUAAUCAUGGCGGGGGACAAUCACAAACCCACAAUGACAGCCAAGGUCAGAGAGCUUACUGAUAUUCCGCAACUCGAGCUCGUUGAGAAUUUGUCGAUGCUUCAUACCGGUCUCGACGGCAUUGAUCGGGUUCUCAUUAGCGGCCGUCCCGAGAUCGAUUUUCCCUGCCUGGAUCUGGUGGGCCCUCCAAAGGCGUAUAUGGACAAGAUUUUUGGAUGUGGACCUAUUCUUCGACCGCUGGAGAAUAUUGAUGGCGAUCUGGCGGCUUGGCUGAGUCGAGGUCUUGUUAUUUACAUCAACCUCGGCACUCACUGUCUGACAUCCGAAACUGAGGCUGUGGAAAUGGCGCGUUCGCUCAAGAACCUCAUCGACACAGCAUCUUCGAAGCAGAAACGGCCUGGGCUCCAAGUUCUGUGGAAACUCAAGAAGGAUUUGGAGCGCAGCGGGGACUUUGAUGUUGGGCCUGGCUCGGCAGUUCAUACAGUGCUGAGCAACGAGAUAGACAAGGACCGAGUCCGGAUCGUGAACUGGGUUGCUUCUGAGCCGAGCUCGAUUCUUGAGACUGGAAACGUGGUGUGUGCAGUCAGUCACGGCGGUGCUAAUUCUUAUAACGAAGCUGUUUGUUCUGGUGUUCCUCAAGUUGUUCUUCCUUGUUGGUUCGACUGCUAUGACUUUGCUUCCAAGGCUGAGCUCUUAGGCAUUGGAAGAUGGGGAAGUAAGAAGGGAUGUCCGAGAUGGAUCGAGUCAGAGCUCACAGAAGCACUCAUCGAUGUGGCUCUGGACAACAAUGCCGAGUAUACAGCCAAGUCAAGGUCACUAGCAGAGCUUUGUGGACGAAACGGAGGUGGAAGGGCUACAGCUGCGGACGAGAUUUUGCGACUAAUAGAUGACCAAGUUGGCCGCAACUAG
Molecule: messenger RNA, 1554 nt
Organism: Fusarium keratoplasticum
Lineage: Eukaryota; Fungi; Ascomycota; Sordariomycetes; Hypocreales; Nectriaceae
Exons: 2
Coding region: 1-1554 (517 amino acids)
Source: RefSeq, a predicted model, not a curated record